Molecule: messenger RNA, 2651 nt
Organism: Nilaparvata lugens (brown planthopper)
Lineage: Eukaryota; Metazoa; Arthropoda; Insecta; Hemiptera; Delphacidae
Product: phospholipase D1-like
Exons: 15
Coding region: 426-2312 (628 amino acids)
Biological process (GO): cell motility
Molecular function (GO): catalytic activity; phosphatidylinositol binding
Source: RefSeq, a predicted model, not a curated record
GCAGCUUUGAAGAUCUUGAUGUUUGCUCUUGAUAUCAAAGAAUUAUGUGAGAAGAAUUGAUGAGAUGAGAUCAUUUUGUGUGAAUGAGCUCAUUGUAAUGUGGCAUUCUAGUUACGUACUUGAAAAUCAAUUAAAGUAACCUACAAUGUAAAUUCUGCACAAGCUGUUGAAAGUCUCUAACGUUGAUAUUUAAAGUUCAUCUUAGAUAGAAAGGAUUAAUGUUGUUUAGAGUUUGAAAAAUAUGUGGGUCAUGUUGCUCAAUCUACUCAAUCACACUAUAAGCAGCUCAACGUUAAGUAUUUAGUCUCUUAGGUUAAGCCACUUAGACAACAAAGAUAACUAGUUUUAUAAUUGUAAAUGGUAGCUUAAUUUUAUGUUAAAGUUGUUUAUAUUAAUGAUCUUACAAUUACAAUAAUUAUCUUGAAAUGAGUGCAGAACCCAGUAGUUCAAUUAAUACUGUUGAUAAUAAAGCUGUCAACAAUGAUUCUGACUAUGAUGAAGGUUUAGACAUUCCAGAUGAAACUCAUCACGGAGUAACGUUUUCUAGUGAUGAAAAAGAUGGUGAAGAUCAAGAACCAGUCACAGCGUUACCAUUCAAGACAAUCCAUAACACUCCAGUGAAAUUUAAAGCACCCGUUCGGAAAGUUUUCAUCCCGAAUCAAAGGAUCGAACUACAAAUAAUCGACCAUGAACGCAGUGUCACCUCGCACAUACUCAAUCCUUACUUAUAUACAAUCGAACUGGUUCACGGCUCUUUCUCUUGGACCAUUAAGAAGAGAUACAAGCAUUUCCAAUUACUGCACAGUCAGCUGAAAAUAUACCGUGCCACCCUGAACAUUCCUUUCCCAACAAAGACACAUCGAGAGAGGCGGACCAGUUUCAAGCAUGACCUCAACAGAACAAAACGUUCCGCUGGUGGUCUGCCUAGGUUUCCUGCUAAACCAGAUGGUCUCAUACCUGAGGAGCAGAUCGAAUCCAGAAUCCAAGAACUGCAGGAAUAUUUGAAAGCGUUGCUGAGGAUUCCGUUGUACAGGAAUCAUCAUGAAACGUUGGCGUUCCUGGAGGUGAGCGAGCUGUCGUUUGUGGCGGGUCUGGGGGGCAUGGGUGGCAAGGGCAAGGAGGGGGCCAUUUUGAAGCGCACGCGCAGUACGCGACCUGCAGCCAGUGCUCAGUGCAACCUGUGCGGACUCAUGGACGCCGCGCUCUGUGUCAGAUGCCAGUUUGUAUGCGGUGACGUAUGCGGCGCGUGGCGCAACCGGUGGCUGCUAGUGAAGGACUCGUGUGUGGCAUACGUCCGUCCGCGUGACGGCCGUCUGCGAUGCGUCAUGCUAUUUGACGCAGCGUUUGAAGUCAGCUCGGGUCUUUUCUCUACGGGGCUGAGGCGAGGAUUGCAUAUCACCAACGCUUGCAGGCAAAUAACGAUAAAAUGUCCCACAAGGCGAACGACCCGAGAAUGGAUGGCUUACAUAAAAGAUUCAGCUCAUAAAAUUGGUUUCUCGAGCCAGUGCCGGUACACGUCGUUUGCGCCGGUGCGUGACGCGGAGGUGUCGCGGGCCGCGUGGCUGGUGGACGGACGCAGCUACAUGGCGGCUGUGGCCGAUGCCAUGGAGGCAGCCAGGGAGGAAAUCUACAUCGCCGACUGGUGGCUGAGUCCCGAGAUACACAUGAAGCGACCUGCGCUGCACGGCGAUUACUGGAGGCUGGACCAUAUCAUACGACGGAAAGCGGAAGCUGGAGUUAAAAUCUUUCUUCUGCUCUACAAAGAAGUUGAAAUCGCUCUGGGUAUCAACAGCUUCUACAGCAAGCAGACUAUUGCAAAGUGUCAUCCCGAAAAUGUCAAGGUGCUAAGACACCCGGACCACACAAAGGCGGGAGUGUUCCUGUGGGCGCAUCACGAGAAGGUGGUAGUGGUGGAUCAGAGUGUGGCGCUUGUAGGGGGCAUUGACCUCUGCUACGGCCGAUGGGAUGAUCAUCACCACAGAUUGACCGAUCUAGGCAGCAUUAAACAUCGUGACAGCAGCGCAGUUAUUACAGCGGAAAGUGCAGCGUUAGCAGAAAAUGUAGCAGCAGCAGCAACAACAGCCGAACAGAGUAGCAUUGUCUCAUUGGUCAAGAUGACCAACUCACUCAGUGUGGGCGUGGUCAAGCUGUCUAGUCAAUCUGAUGAUAGUAUGAAAAUAGUGAACGAUACGAAUAACCCAGCAGAACCUAACACUAGUGAAAUGAUGGAAACGUUGUUAACGAGCCAGGCCCGGAGAACUAUAAGGGAGACACUCCUGAAAUGCAGCGAAAAAAUAUUCUCUCCAAGAUGAAGGAAAACGUACGCAAUAGAGGACGGGAGUGGAAAACGUUCCUGUUCACAUCGGACGAAGACGAAGAAUGAUGAUGAAGAUGGAGAUAAAGACAAGACACAUCAUGAUGAUGAUGACGUCAUUAAUGAUGACGUCACACAGACGAUGGCACUGACUGCUCAAGUCGAAUCACUCAACAAACAGCAGACAUAGGGGACGGACUUAUCGAAGAUGGCGUGAAAGGCCCGGCAUCCGCCAUUUUGAAGGACUUUGAAGGACUUACCGGCUCGGCUAAGCUGUGGUACGGCAAAGAUUACACCAACUUCAUUGUCAAGGAUUUUGACAACCUGGAUCUGCCGU